AUGGCUUCCAGUGUUUACACCAUCCCCAACUUCAGCCGAUUCAGUGUAUUCACAUACAGUCGGUUCAAUUUAUCUGAAAGUGAAUCGGAUAUUUGCGUAUUCAUCAAAGAAUACAAAGAUCGCAUAAAAAGACAGCUGCUCCGAGAAGAAGAGAAUGACAAAACUCCAUUUAUAUCGUUUGCCGAGAAGAAACCUAGUUCAGCCAACGUAGCAUGGCUAAAUGAAAACUACAAGAGAUUCUUUCAAUACACGCCGAACGAAUCGGUCCUCAAACUACAUUUUCUCUCCGAUCUAGGUUUUAUUAAUUGCAUGGUGUAUUCUCCAGAUGGAAAUUUUAUUGUUGUUGGACAUUCAAGUGGUUUGAUUCAGAUGCGUCAUGGGCAGACUGGGGUGGUGCUGUACACCCUCCGCAACAUCCAGUUUCCACCGAAGCCGAUUUACUCUAUCUGCUUCAGCCGCUUGGACGACAAAGUUUGCUACGCGUCCUGCAUGGACGGCACCGUUUACCGCAUUGAAAUUCCGAAUAUGAACUUCUCAACUGAAGAGGUCCCAAAAUACUGUAUUCGAACUGACCCAGGCUUGGAAUCCUUGAACAUGCAGUUUUACGGGGCUCCCGGAAUGUCAACUCAUGCGCAACCCUUUAUUUCCCAGAGAUCACCUGCAUUGUCGAUGGGCGUAACAGCUGACGAGUCCAAGAUGGUCGUUGGUUAUGGUGACACUUCUAUCAAGAUAUACGACAUGGAGACACAGGAGGCCGAAGCAACAUUCAAAGUGCACAAGCUGCGUCUGCAGUUCAUUCCGAAGAAGCUGCAGCGUAUGCACUUUGGGCAGGUUUGCGCAAUGCGGUGCCAUGAUCAGAAGCCGUAUAUGUUCGCCACAGGAGCUUGGGACAAGACUUUGAGGAUUUGGGACGUGAGAUGCAAAGUCGGCUGCGUGAUGACGUUUGAAGGCGUCGACAUUUGCAGCGACAGUAUUGAUCUUAACAGAGAACAAUGCAUCGCCGGCAGCUGGCUGCCCACAGAAGCACUGGGAGUGUGGGAUUUGACAGCUAGGAAGAGGCUGAACAUCAUCAGGGUUCAGAAUAGACGUCCUGACGUGGAUGGAGAGUACAUCUAUGCUUGUCGCUAUUGGAGAUCCAACCAGUUUAAUCGUAAAGGCAAGUAUGCCGUCAUCGGUGGAAGUGGUACCAAUUGUGUUGAAGUUAUCAACCUUCACAACAGGUACAUCACGUGUUCCUACCCCGCUCCCGGCACAGUUCUCGCCAUAACAAGCCACGAAGAGCGCAUCGCGUUCGGCGGAACCGCUCCAGUAUUCAACAUCGUCUCCUUCCACGACCCUAAGCACGAGAAGUACGAGUCUCCCGAAGACGCCGAAUAUGACAUCACUAAGUCGGUGACUUUGUUCCGUGAUGAUUCUGACAGUAUAUGCUCGAAGUCAGAAGUGGAUGGAACCAAGUCGGUAAUGGCCGCCGCGUCGAACGCCGCGUCCAUGACGGCGCCUUCGAUGAUCAGCCGUGUGUCUGUCGGUGCCGCUGCUAGCCAAAAAUUGGCUUGAUAAU
Molecule: messenger RNA, 1558 nt
Organism: Ostrinia furnacalis (Asian corn borer)
Lineage: Eukaryota; Metazoa; Arthropoda; Insecta; Lepidoptera; Crambidae
Exons: 9
Coding region: 1-1554 (517 amino acids)
Molecular function (GO): protein binding
Source: RefSeq, a predicted model, not a curated record